Messenger RNA from Didymodactylos carnosus, 576 nucleotides. The record is from the annotation of a GenBank genome assembly. NCBI's taxonomy places the organism in Eukaryota, Metazoa, Rotifera, Eurotatoria, Philodinida, Philodinidae.
AUGAAUUUGGGAACCACUUCAAUUGAACUAACAUCGAUAUUGUAUUCAUCAAAUCGAAAUAUCAACAAUGAAAGUUUAUCAUUGCAACAGCAACAAUUAACUUCAGUUAAUAGAAAACUUCAAUCAUCAUCUCGUCGACAAUAUGUCACGAAAAGCACAUCAAUAUCUGUUAGACAAGAACAACAACCGUCAACAACAAAUAACUUAUUUCUCAGAUCAUCCACACCAAAAUCAACCUCUAAAGUUAUUGCACAAAAUAUUAAUGAAUUAUCCCGUGGAAAAGCAGCUCGUUUAUCAUCCAGUUGGUCACCGACACAAACUCCUCGUUGUUCAACGCCAUUAUAUUCAAAACAACGUCGUACUCGUCCAUUUAUCGCCUGUGAAUUAUGUCGUCGAAAAGCAUUUAUGUCCGUGUUAGGUUCAUCAUCAUCAAAUAAUAUAACUACUAGUGCAGUUCAAAAGAAAAAUUCAACAUUUUAUUGCAGAAAAGCGCAACAUCAGAACUAUUCAAAAUUAGCAACAAAAAAAUCACAUCCGCGAACGUCGAUUGAUCAACUUCUUGUAUGGAUCUUGUGA